Molecule: messenger RNA, 792 nt
Organism: Peronospora farinosa
Lineage: Eukaryota; Oomycota; Peronosporomycetes; Peronosporales; Peronosporaceae
Source: the annotation of a GenBank genome assembly
AUGAGCUAUUUCAAUACAACUCUAUGGUUUACUGUGUAUUUCGUAGCGGGUAUUGGCGUAUUCAUACAUCUAUUGGGUGACGCUUAUUACAAGACUUUCGACAUGUGCGAAAUGUACCCACAGUUGUCAUUCCACGAGAAGCUAUUGGAUGAAAUACUAGUGCAUUCCACACGACUGCCACUAGUGCGUAUAUAUGUACCGACACUGUGUCUUUUAGGUACAUAUCUUAUCGUCUAUGCUGCUAAGUAUUGGGGACUUUUGAACCGAGGGUGGCCACUACUGGUGGAUCUACUCUCAGGUUUUUGUAUGCUACGAAGUCUGCCUUUUGGAAUUUCAGAGCCUGAUGUGCCUGAAUUGCUGUCAGAAAAUGAAGAUAGAGACGGGGAUGAUAAGGAUAAAUACUUUGAUGACAUCCCGUUGGUUCCUAUGGAUGACGAAGCGUGUCAUAAAGCAUUGGCCAAGUUGGUACAAUUGAAGAUACAAUAUGCUAAUCGAACGAUCUUACGGCCUGAUGACUGGCUCGUAUUCGAUCCCGUGCAGGAAAAGUUAGUGUUGCAAAAGCAUAUGACGCGUGUGAGUGGAAACCACAAGAUUUGCAAUGAACGCAGCAAUGGCAAUAAGGUUGACUUUCGGUGUGAGCAGACAUCUAGCGGAGACAGUGAUAACCAGGCAUUGCUGUAUGGUGGAGAUGCAAAAUGUGCAAAAGUGAUGCAAACGGAAAGGGAUAUCGACACAGAAGAUCAGGCUAAACAGCCUCCAGAAAUUGCAACGAAGAUGAGGAAGCGACCAUAG